Messenger RNA from Cylicocyclus nassatus, 381 nucleotides. Lineage: Eukaryota; Metazoa; Nematoda; Chromadorea; Rhabditida; Strongylidae. The record is from the annotation of a GenBank genome assembly.
AUGGCGCAAUUAUCCCAUCAUUGUUUGUGCUUUACUCAACCACGUUUGAAUUAUUCUAAAGAAGAGCUCAAAAUACUUUUUACGACCAGAGGAACAACGUACAUUUAUGGCCAUGGCGGAGUAUCCCGACCAGACAAAAUUCCAAUGAAUCAGCCUCUUGUUUUCAUUGUCAAUCCUGAUUUUACGCUGGGACAGUUCUCUCGAGAAGCACGCGCAUACUCAGUCGACAAGACUCUGACAGGACUAUCACCUACCGUAAAGUCAAAGAAAUAUCACGUCAGCCGGUACCUUGAAGACUUCGUUCUUGUAAGGGACACUUAUACCGCUGUCUUCACAGCAACUGAUGCUGUUGCCACUGACAAGGCACGAAGAAGCGUGUGA